AUGAGGAUUUGUAGUGCACACGAUCCUACUGAUGGAUUCACUCUUGUUCCGUUAACAGCGCAGGACUUUAGGAAUGAUAAACCUUACAAUGAACCUCUCAAAAAUCGCUACAGCUACAAAGAUGGAGUCAGAAGGUUCUGGGUCUACAACAACGACAAGCCUUUCAAGCCUUCUAGUACCACCAGACCGCGUUCUGAAGUACGCAUCAAGGGACAUGACUAUACCUCUGGAGUGUGGCAAUUCGAAGGCAACUUUUACGUGCCUAGCGGGACCACCGGUGCAUGUAUAAUGCAGGUUUUCGGUGCAGCCAGUCAUGCCACAACUCUGCAAUUAAGAGUGUAUGAUGGUAACCUGAGAGUUUACCGGAACCAAGUGGUGGCUUCUAACAUCUACGACAAGUGGUUCAAACUGAAUGUGAUCCAUGACGUUGGUAAUUCUAGAGUUACAAUCUUCAUCAACAAUGUGCAAAAGGUUGUCGUUGGAGGCCGAGGCCCGUCUACCUUUUACUUCAAGUAUGGAGUUUAUGCUCAGGAUGGUUCUAGUAACUACAUGGAGUCAAGGUGGCGUGGAAAUAGAGUCUUCAGAAGAUAA
Molecule: messenger RNA, 591 nt
Organism: Morus notabilis
Lineage: Eukaryota; Viridiplantae; Streptophyta; Magnoliopsida; Rosales; Moraceae
Product: citrate-binding protein
Exons: 2
Coding region: 1-591 (196 amino acids)
Source: RefSeq, a predicted model, not a curated record